Molecule: messenger RNA, 2535 nt
Organism: Vitrella brassicaformis
Lineage: Eukaryota; Vitrellaceae
Source: the annotation of a GenBank genome assembly
UGAAGCCCUUCUCCACCCCCUGUAGGCCAUACUUGGCCACCUCGUCCAGCCGGGCCUUGUGCACCACCUCACGCAGACCCAGCAGCCGAUGCUGCCCGCCAUCCUGCCCCGCAUCGGUGGCGAAGCACUGCAGGGGCCGCUUGGACACCUUGGCGCGCUUCGCUCCCGGCUCCUCCUCAUCCUCAUCCCCCUGCUGCUGCUGCUGCUGCUGCUCAUGCCUCGUCCCGCCCACCACCUCCCUGUUGCUGCUGGCCUUGUACACCGCCGAAUGGAUGAAGUGCUCCGCCGCCGCCCACACACGCCGGGCCAUGUCGCUGUGCCGCACACCGAUGGCCUCCUCUGUGAUGGCCUCCUUGGCGGUAUCCAUGUCGAAGAGGUAUGACGCGAUGCGCCAUGGGAGGGGGGAGAGGGGCAGCAGGUGGGCGAGGAGCGCGGCAAAUGUGCGGUGGGGGCGGAGGGCCGCGCUGACGGCCGUCAUGACGUCGUCCCGCAGCUCAUUCAGCACCGUCGCGUACUCGGCCAGCACCAGCUGUCGGCUGCCGCGGUCCUCCUCUGUGGCCGUGGGGAUGCGAUUGAUGUCGGCACCCGCCCGCAGCAGCGAACGGAUGAUCAACUUGUACUUGUCACACUCCGCCCGGCGCUCCUCCUUGGUCUGAUCGGGCGUGUCCGGGUCCUGCUGUUGGCUGAGCCAAUACAGCUCCUGGGCAGCGAGGGCGAGGGGUGUCCGAUUCAAGGCGUCCUGGGUGUCGAUCUGGUCAGCGGGCAGCUUGCGGCAGAGGUACUUGGCGACAUAGGGAGAGCCGCAUGCCACCGCCAUGUCCAGCGGCGUCUGCCCACGGUCGUCGGCUGCCGUCAUGUCGGCGCCGUUCGCGGUGAUCAGGUUCAGGUAGCUGUCGAUGAAGGGCUGGGGAUAGUGCCCCCGUGCGAAGAUGGCUGCCACGUGCACCAGAUUCAGGCCCUGUCCGUCGCAGUUGUUGCUUGUGUCUUGGUCUCCUUCGGUGGCGAGGGUGGGGUCUCGGUCGAUGAGGCGCUCAUACAUCGACAUGAGCAGCUGCAGAUACGCGGGAGGAGGGUCGCGCAGCGUACGGGGCAGCUUCAUCACCAUUGCUCCGCGCAGGUCGAUGUCGUCCCGCUCCAUCAGCAGGUAGGAUGCCGCCUCAUUGCCACAUCGGAUGGCCACACAGAUGGGCCUGGCGUCCUCGUCGUCAUGAUCAUUGCCCUUGGCGUUGAUAUCGGCGCCUCCGCUGAUGAGUGCGGUCAUGAUGCCCUCCUGCAGCCCAGCAGACGACCACUGCGGCAGGACGACACGACGCUCAGCAAACCCCUCAUCAUCAUCCUCAUCAUCACCAGGCACAUGCGCCUCGAUGGGCAGGAUGCAGCUGUCGGACUUGUCCUGGAUGGCGAGACUCAGCAGCGGGUAGGCAUUGCCAGACGUCUCGCAGCCCUUCUCCCGCAGCUUCGGCGCGACACUCGGAUCGGCGCCCUGUUCGGUGAGGUCGGCCGCUUGCUGUUGGCUUGUGAUGGUGCGGCCGAUGAUGCGCCGGGUCAGCUCCUUGGUUUCGUCGGUGGUGUCGUAAGGAAAUCGGGCCUCGAUGUCAGUAGGGCCCAGACAGCCCUCAGGUACAGCAGCGGGGGUGCCCGCCACGACCUCAACACUGACCCCUGCCGCACACAGCCACCACACCACACGACGGGCAGAGUGAAUGUGAGCGGGCAUUGCGACCUCUUUCGUGUGAGUCUGUCUGUCUGUCUGUCUGUCUGCUGGCGUACCGUCCUCCUCAUAGCCGUCGUCGGAUAUGUCGCUGUCUGAGUCACUGUCGGCCUCAGCCACGUCGUCGUCAUCACCAUCCCCACCCUCCUGCAUACCAUCCUGACACCACAAAGGGCAAAGGAAAGGAAUACGUGACGGACAUCGCACCGACUCGUGUUGGUGUUCAUGAGUGCCUCACCGAUUCGCUAUCUUCCCCCUCGUCAGCCAUCCCGCCGUCGCGCUCCUCCUCCUCCUCCUGCUGCUGCUGCUGCUGCUGCUCGUCUAAACGCACAGACACACAUCGACACGUGUGCGACACAGACACAGACAUGGUCACGGUGCUGGUGGUGUGUUGAUUGGUUUGUGUGGCAUGCUCUCACUCACCGCAGUCGAUGCCAUUGCGAUUGUUUUCCUCUAAUGGUCCGCCGCCGCCGCCUCCGCGCCCCUCGUCGUCUACGUCGCCUGCAAACACAAGGAAACGAACAUACACACACACACAGACACAGAGUGCAGUGAGAGGCGAUGCUGCAUGUGUGUGUCUGUGUCAUCUGCAUUUGUUUGGAAUGUACCUCCAUCGCUAUCGCCGUCGGCAUCGUCACAGCCAGACAUGGCUCAAACGCACAGCAACAGCUGCAUUCACCUCACAGACAGAGAGAGAAGGGACGGGCAUGCUGCUGGUGCAGGUGCUGCAUUGUGUGUGUUUGCCCACCCGCUAUGAGCCGAUAGAUGGCUUCAAGUUGGCUGUACAGCAAACUCUCAAUCACCCCACCCCGUCGGCAAGGCAU